Molecule: messenger RNA, 610 nt
Organism: Suillus clintonianus
Lineage: Eukaryota; Fungi; Basidiomycota; Agaricomycetes; Boletales; Suillaceae
Exons: 1
Coding region: 147-515 (122 amino acids)
Source: RefSeq, a predicted model, not a curated record
CCCUUGGUGAAUUGACUCUUGCGCACUGCAGCUGUAUUCAACGUCGGCGAAGUGGCGCGGUUACUGGAAUGGGUGGGUGUGGUUCUUUUUCUUUCUCUGGUUGACAUCCGUGCCAAAGCGGUUGAUGAAAAGUUCGAAACCAAGAAAUGGACUGCAGGGUGACACUUCGACUGGUAGUACUGACUCUUGUUCCAGGACACAUUCAUGCUCGAGUUCGUCACUCGUUGUAUCAUCGCAUUCAGCUAUAUCAUCUAGAUCCGACUCAUACUCUCGCAAACCGUUUCUGGUGUUUCCAUAAUGCACUCGAUCCUCCUUCGACCCGCAUGGCACUAGUACUAUCAGCUCGAUUGUACUCGUACAUAAUCGUUCAGCUUUUUCGGUGUGCAUUGUUUUCACCGUUUUGCAUUACCUUGUGUUAUAAACACGAUUCUACAUUUUUCCAUGGUGUGCUAAAUGAGUCGUACCACUCAGUCCAGGAGAAGCAAACAUCACAGGACGCUCAGAGUCUCGCAUAACGUUGUCGUGCCACUUUCGCUGAUGUGUCUGACCUUGGCAUCCCCACCCACUCACAGGUUCUCCCGCUAAUUCUACUCGUCAUCUUUCGUCCCAG